ACGACUCUAAAGAUGGCACGUUGCACCAAACAUAAUCAACAUCAAACCAAUGGCAUCUUCACACCACUCACACUACUACUUUCCAGAAAAUUCGUUUUGUACGAGUAAAUCUUGAUCGUUGAUUUUAGAUUGUUUUUCCCUUUAUUCCCCAAUAUAUUUGGAGUUUGUAGCAACACAAAUCUAACAAAUGAUCGAUCACCAUGGGGAGGAGACCAGCUAGAUGUUAUCGCCAAAUCAAAAACAAACCGUACCCAAAAUCGCGAUUUUGUCGCGGUGUCCCCGAUCCAAAGAUCAGGAUAUAUGAUGUGGGAAUGAAAAAAAAGGGUGCGGAUGAACUCCCCUUUUGUGUUCAUCUAGUAAGUUGGGAAAAAGAAAACGUGUCAAGUGAGGCGCUAGAAGCUGCGCGAAUCGCUUGUAACAAGUACAUGACUAAACACGCGGGCAAAGACACUUUUCACUUGCGGGUUCGGGUCCAUCCGUUCCAUGUGUUAAGGAUCAACAAGAUGUUGUCAUGUGCUGGAGCUGAUAGGCUCCAAACGGGUAUGCGUGGCGCGUUUGGGAAACCGCUAGGGACGUGUGCUCGCGUUGCCAUUGGUCAGGUGCUUCUUUCGGUUCGGUGCAAGGAUCACCAUAGUCACCAUGCUCAGGAGGCUCUUCGUCGUGCCAAGUUCAAGUUUCCGGGUCGCCAAAAGAUCAUUGUCAGCAGGAAAUGGGGGUUCACAAAGUUUACACGCGAAGACUAUGUCCGGUGGAAGAAGGAGAAUCGGAUUAUGCCAGAUGGUGUCAAUGCCAAGCUUCUUGGGCGACAUGGACCAUUAGCCAAUCGUCAACCGGGAAGGGCCUUUUUAACUUCAACCACUUGAUUGCGAGAAGUUGAAAAUUAAAGAUUACGGAUUGAACUUGGGUUCUCUCUCUAUGGUGUGGUAUGAACACCUUUGAUAUUAUAAUAAUAAUUAAUAUAUGCUAGAGCUAAUAGCUAGUGUAUGAGAGAAUAAUUUGAUAAUGUGGCAAAUCUUUUCCCUUUAGUUUGAGUACAUAUGGGGAUGAUCGAUCUAUUGUUUCAUAAUGAUAGAGGAUGCCUCAUUAUCAUAUAUUAUAUAUAUUAAUAACGUUUGUAAUCGUGAUUGAGACUAUUUGAAUUGUUGUUCACAUUUGAUCCUAAUGUUAUUAUACUUUUAUCA
Helianthus annuus (common sunflower) is the source of this 1181-nucleotide messenger RNA. Its product is annotated as 60S ribosomal protein L10. Bases 201 to 863 code for a protein of 220 amino acids. NCBI's taxonomy places the organism in Eukaryota, Viridiplantae, Streptophyta, Magnoliopsida, Asterales, Asteraceae. The transcript has 4 exons. The record is from RefSeq and is a predicted model, not a curated record. Gene Ontology annotation, molecular function: structural constituent of ribosome. Gene Ontology annotation, cellular component: ribosome; cytosolic large ribosomal subunit. Gene Ontology annotation, biological process: ribosomal large subunit assembly; translation.